AUGACGCGUGCAUAUAUAGGCCGGUUCGGGAUCGCCGUAAUAAAGCUGUGGAUCUUAGCAGUGUUGCUCACACAAGCUGUGCUCCUUCCGCCGCCGCCGUCCGCCGUCGAGAUGAGCUCGAUCCCUGACCCCGAUGCUCCUCCCAGGGUGGAGGAGAGGAGGAUCACCUACACGAAGGAGUCCCUGCUCUCUGUUCGUGAGGCCUGCCGCGACAAGCUGCCCGCUGGCAUCCACGCAUGGUCGGAGCCACCUCGAACGCGUGCAGGAAGCAAAUCGAAGAAGAUAGACAAGAUAUGCACCAGGUUUUUCAGCGCCGGCGAUUGCCCCUUCGGCGAGGACUGCCGUUUCCUCCAUCGCGUUCCCAGCGGCGACCAGGAACCCGGCCAGGCCGUUGCCAAGAAGAUGAGCAAGUUGGACCUAGGCGGCGACCCGGCUCAACCACGGGUGCCCAUGUCUGCCACUGCACCGGCCACCGUCAAGACUCGGCUCUGCAAGAACCACGGCGCGCCGGAGGGGUGCAAGUGGGGGGACAGGUGCCACUUCGCGCACGGCGACCGCGAGCUCGGCAAGCCCAUGGGAGCCGGGAGCAGCUUCAAGACCAGGCUGUGCGUGAGCUUCGUCGCCGGCGGGUCGUGCGCCUUCGCCGGCAGGUGCCACUUCGCCCAUGGCAAGGACGAGCUGCGCAGGCCAGACGCGUCUUGA
Aegilops tauschii subsp. strangulata is the source of this 702-nucleotide messenger RNA. The record is from RefSeq and is a predicted model, not a curated record. Lineage: Eukaryota; Viridiplantae; Streptophyta; Magnoliopsida; Poales; Poaceae.